This is a messenger RNA of Cucumis sativus (cucumber), 1672 nucleotides long. Its product is annotated as flavonol 7-O-beta-glucosyltransferase UGT74F1. Bases 94 to 1563 code for a protein of 489 amino acids. The record is from RefSeq and is a predicted model, not a curated record. Gene Ontology annotation, molecular function: UDP-glycosyltransferase activity. NCBI's taxonomy places the organism in Eukaryota, Viridiplantae, Streptophyta, Magnoliopsida, Cucurbitales, Cucurbitaceae. The transcript has 2 exons.
GUUCUUGCAGUACUACGACCCAUGAACCUAAACACGCAAAUUUAAAACCACAAAUUUCAUUCUUCCUUUUACAGUAUUCUCUAAAUCAAACGCAUGCAACUCCACCGCAAGACAAAGACGCAGCCGAUCAUGGAGAACACGACGGAGAAUGGGGGGAGGAAAUUAUCAAGCCAUGUAGUACUAGUGGUGUUUGCUUAUCCAAAGCACGGUCAUAUGAGUCCAAUGCUUCAAUUCGCCAAACGAUUAGCUUCUAAAGGCCUUCGAGUAACAUUUCUCACCACUUCCUCUGUAAAUCAAACUCUCCAAAUCAAUCUUAUUCCCUCUUAUCAAAUCGAUCUUCAAUUCAUCUCCGACGUCCGUACAGAAGCCAUUCUAUCUCUGAAAGACAAGCACGAGAGCUUCGAGGCCGUGGUUUCGAAGUCGUUUGGGGAUUUCCUCGACGGAGUCCUAAGAACAGCUGAUAAUUCCGAUUACGACUCUACUCCUCUGAGAUACUUCGUCGUUUUUGACUCUGUUAUGCCUUGGGCGAUGGAUGUGGCGGCAGAGCGAGGGGUGGAUUCGGCGCCGUUUUUCACUGAAUCUUGUGCAGUGAAUCAGAUUCUGAAUCAGGUGUAUGAAGGAUCGCUGUGCCUGAGUAGUGUUCCUCCGUCGGUGGGGGCAGUAUCGAUUCCGUCGCUUCCGGUUCUUGAAGUGGAGGAUCUGCCGUUUUUCCCGUACGAAAGGGAAGUGGUGAUGAAUUUCAUGGUCAGGCAAUUUUCGAGUUUCAAGAAAGCGAAAUGGAUUUUCGUUAACACUUUUGAUCAGCUUGAGAUGAAGGUAGUUAGAUGGAUGGGGAAAAGAUGGCCGAUCAAAACAGUUGGACCAACCAUCCCAUCAGCAUAUUUGGAGGGUGAGUUAGAGGAUGACAAAAGCUAUGGCCUAAAGCACCUCAAAAUGGAAAAUAAUGGUAAGAUUUUGGAAUGGUUAGACACAAAAGAAAAUGGUUCAGUCAUUUACAUUUCAUUUGGAAGCCUUGUUAUCUUGCCACAUAAACAAGUGGAUGAACUAACCAAUUUCCUCAAAAACAUUACUGCUGCUGCUGCUACUGCUACAAAUCUUUCUUUCUUAUGGGUCUUAAGAGAAUCAGAAAUGGAAAAGCUUCCCAACAACUUCAUACAAACCACUUCACAUAAAGGCUUAGUUGUCAAUUGGUGUUGUCAACUUCAAGUUCUCUCCCACAGUGCUGUAGGUUGUUUUGUCACGCACUGUGGUUGGAAUUCGACGAUUGAAGCCCUGAGCUUGGGAGUUCCGAUGGUGGCUGUUCCGCAAUGGAUCGAUCAAACGACGAACGCUAAGUUUGUCGCUGAUGUCUGGGAAGUUGGAGCUAGGGUGAAGAUUGGUAGUGAUAAAGGGAUUGCAACAAAGGAAGAAUUAGAAGCCUCUAUACAAAGUGUUUUUGGAGGAGAUGGGAAGAAUCGGAUCAAGAUUAACUCGAUGAAGUUGAUGAAACUUGCUAAAGAAGCUAUGAAAGAAGGUGGUAGCUCUAAUAAAAACAUUCAACAAUUUGUUGACUCAAUUAUUUAAUUACACUCUUAAGAUUUUGAAAUAAAAUGCCACCAAAUCCAAAACUUGAGAACAAAAAUAAAUAAAUUAACCUAAUUAUCAAAGUGUGAAAAGUAUUUUUCCAUCAUAA